UACUGCGCAGCAUCACUGCGGUGAAGCGAACCAGAGAAGAGGUGGUAGCGCUCAACCUCAGAACCCCUUUGCUUUUGUCUGUCUGUCUAUUUAUCUGCGCAACGAACUCGCAUCUCUGGAUAAACUGAUUGACAGACAGCUUGUGAGGAGGAGUCGCCUACAUCAUCAGCAUCAUCAUUGUCAUCACAGCGGCCUCUGCAGCGAAGGCGGAGGAGAGGAGACGAGAGAAAGAAGAUAAGUUUUCUGCCCCUUUGUUUUGUUUUUUUUUGACCGCGGGGGAAAGCAGUAACUCGGAGAUGCUCCCGCUAUUGUCCCUCGCGGUGCUGUGCAUCAUUGCGGCUGUGCCUCGGCAGGUGAACGGGGAUGAAUGUGAACCUGAGUCAUGUGAGGGUGAUGCAGACUGUUUCACCCCCCAGUCAGAGGAGGCGCUACUCUUAUCCACGCCAGACUGGGAGGAGCCGAUCACAGCAGGUCCGUGCCAGCCCAACCCGUGCCACCAUGGGGGUGUGUGUGAGACCACUAAUGCCCAACGAGGUGAUGCCUUCCUGGGGUACCACUGUCAUUGCUCCCCUGGCUACUCUGGAGCCCACUGCCAACACAAUGUGAAUGAGUGUGAGAGUGGACCGUGCAGGAACGGAGGUGUGUGUACAGACCGGGAGGCCAACUACACGUGUGUGUGUCCUGGAGAAUACACAGGCAGGAACUGCCAGCACAUGUGUUCAGGUCCUCUGGGCAUGGAGGGUGGUAUCAUCACCAAGGGGCAGCUGUCCUCCUCCUCUGCUCAGCGGGGCAUGUUUGGUCUGCAGCACUGGAGCCCUGACCUGGCCCGGCUCCACCGCAGGGGCAUGGUUAAUGCCUGGAGCCCUGCAGUCAGCGACCGCUGGCCCUGGAUACAGGUGAACCUGCGGCAGCAGAUGCGUGUGACGGGGCUGAUUACCCAGGGUGCUCGGCGGCUGGGCAGCUCAGAGUAUGUGAAGUCCUAUAAGAUCGCCCACAGCGACGACGCUAGGACCUGGAGCAUGGUGAAAACCAGAGGAGACACACAGGACAUGAUAUUCCACGGUAACUCAGACAGCAGUUCUCUCAUGGCCAACGCCUUCUCUUCACCAAUUGAAGCGCAGUACAUACGGGUUUACCCUCAAGUCUGCAGGGGCCGUUGUAUGCUGCGCAUGGAGCUGAUGGGCUGCGAGCUCACAGGUUGUUCAGAGCCUCUGGGUCUAAAGGGGCGUGAGGUGCAGGACUCCCAGCUGACCUCGUCCUCUGUGUACCGGACCCUGGGCAUGGGUCUGCUGGCCUGGACCCCGAACAGAGCCAGACUGGACAACCAGGCCAAGGUCAACGCAUGGACCGCAGCCACCAAUGACCAAAACCAGUGGAUACAGGUAGACCUGUUGGUUCCUACUAAGGUAACAGGUGUAGUGACUCAGGGAGCUAAGGACUUUGGCCGUGCCCAGUUUGUGCGCUCCUACAAACUAGCCUACAGCAACGAUGGACUGAGGUGGAUGACAUACCAGGACGAAACACAACACAAGGACAAGGUGUUCCAGGGGAACAUUGAAAAUGACACCCACAGGAAGAACUCCAUCCAGCCGCCCAUAUAUGGUCGUUUCCUCCGCCUCAUCCCCUGGUCCUGGUACGGACGCAUCACACUGAGGAUGGAGCUACUGGGCUGCACAGAGGACGACUGACCAUCUCUCUCUCCCUCCCUCUCUUCUCCCUCCGUCUCUUUCUCUCUCACCUAGCUCUCUCUUUCCCCUCUCUCGCUCUUUCCCUGUCCUUGCUUCUGUCUCUCUCCCCUUUCUCCAUCUCCCAUCUCUCUCGCUCUUCUCCCUCCUUCCAUCUCGCUCUCUCACUUAACCUCUUCUCCACCCACCCCACCCCCCACCCUUCCCCCCUCUUUCUCUCUUGCUGGAAGUAGCAGUGUGGACAGUGGUCACAAGAGACACCGGGAAAGAAAAUGGGACGUAAAGGUCACAAUAGGUGACUGAUUUGACUGGUUUACCGUGUGUUAUUUAGUUCUUGGAUUAUUAUAAGGUACUUCUGCUCUUCAAUGUUUUUUGCUAUAUCGUACUCCUGUGUGAUAGCAUUUCUAACAGUAGUGUAGUGCCAAAACAAUACAGGGUUAACUUCUCCGUGACCAACCUUUGACUGUUCCCUCCCACAGUUUCUGACGGCGAAACAGCCCUCUCAAAGCACAAAGUUCCCCUAAAUAACGAUAACAUUUCAAAGGCGUUUUUACAGACGUUGUAAAAGAAAAGUUACAACAUUAUUCACGCCACAUUGUGAGGAAAAGAUAUUUUAAUGCUGUUGAACCGCUAGAAAAUGUCAUCCACUGAACAAUAACCUCUGAUAUGGUAUUCGUUGAUACUGGUUGAAUACAAUAUUGAUGGUAGUAACAUAAUUCUUUACCUGAUAUGAAGCAACAAGCCUCUUUCUGUGUAGUAAAACGAGUGACAUAAUA
Messenger RNA from Salmo salar (Atlantic salmon), 2461 nucleotides. RefSeq names its product EGF-like repeat and discoidin I-like domain-containing protein 3. The record is from RefSeq and is a predicted model, not a curated record. NCBI's taxonomy places the organism in Eukaryota, Metazoa, Chordata, Actinopteri, Salmoniformes, Salmonidae. Gene Ontology annotation, cellular component: plasma membrane. Gene Ontology annotation, molecular function: calcium ion binding; signaling receptor activity.